AAAUUUAGAUAUGCUGAUGGUCAAUGUGAUAGAGGUAGAGAUAUCUGGUGAGGAAUCUUCUUUUAACACAGAGAAUUCUAAAUGUGCUGAUCCGGAAAUCUUAGACAGAGAUGAUGUAAGUCAGAAAUCAAAUGGCACAAACAGCAUAUUUUCUCCAAAACCACUGUCAGAACAAAUUCUUGCCGAUAUAGCCAUCCCACUGCCAGUAUUCAACAUUAACAAUAAUAAAGAUAUUAAAAAGAGUUGUGUUCCUGAUUUUCCUGCUUUGGAUGAAGACAAAUUGAAUAACAAAACCGUUAUACAGGAAGAAUCAAUUUUAGCUGAAAAACAUCCCAAAGCUUUUGAUAUCUUACCUUCCAAUUUAGUUUCUGGAAUGACUGCAGAAAAGCCAUCUCUCCAGUCAGAUACUAAAAACGCUGAUAAUAUCAACUGUAACCCCAUUUCUGUGGACAAUGUGGUGGAUUCACUUGUGGAGAAAAGUUCUGGAGUAAUCAUAGAAAAUCGAAUGGCAUUAUCAGAAAGUGUAGAAAGCACUAACAAAAAUACAGAACCCCACAAAUCAACAAUCAACCAUUUGCCUACAGCAAAAUGUACUGAUUCAGCUGUACCAGCCAGUGAUCAUCUGAAAGAUGCUAAUGAUGUGAACAAAGAACAACAUGUGGAAGCAUCAGUUAAUGAAUGCUCAGACCAAGUUGCUGUUGAAGCUGCUUCUGUCCUAAUGAGUCUUUAUUCCUCUGUUACACAUCCCCUGAACAAAAAGUCUCAAAAUAGAAUGUCUGUGCAAGAAUGUCCACCACAGAAGCACUCAGUAUAUGAAGAUCAUAUCCCUGAAGUUCUUACAGCAGUUAAAAACAUCCAGUCACCAGAGAAUCAAAAUAGAUAUUUCCAAAAUAUGUUUGAAGACAAUAAUAUGAAAAUACCUUUUGAUAAAAAGCUAUCUAUCGAAGGCCACCCAAGUCAUGAAUUUUCUCUGGCAAGCAUUGACCUGGGUGAGGUCCAAAAUUGUGAAUCUGCUGAUUUGAUCAUGGAAGACGCUCAUCCUAAUACAAGGUCCCAACUUACUAAAGAAAAUGUUGAACUUUUUGACAAAAUAAAUCAUGACAACUUGAAAACGAAACUAGCAAAUAAAAUUACAAACAAAAGCAAGAUAAAAACUCUCCAAGAGUUGGCAUUUGCUAAGGUACCAAGCAUAAAGGUAAAUAUUUAUAAAGAUGUAACCCAAUUACCAAAUGUAAAACCACAUACUUUUCAAUAUACAAAAGAACAAUCAAGCCCUUUUCAGCAGUCAUUUGAGCACUUUUUGUCCAAUCAACACGGCAAAAUCUCAAAAUCAAAUGACAAUAAAUCAAAAGUUGUGUCUGAACAUUCUAUAACUUCUUCGGAUAUAUUUUUAGAAAAUGAGAGUUCUGAUGAUGCAAUGAAUUCUAAAAGUAGAACCAGGUCACUUUCAAUGAAUUCUUCUAGUGAUAAUAUUAUUGAGGAACUUGAAGAGAUCCCUGUUCCUGUAGCUCCAGUGAGAACUCAAGAAGAUAAAAGAGAGUCAUCAUCUGAGAAAAAAGAAACGUUACUCCAAGAAACUUCAUCACAUUCAUUUGCUGAUUUAGCUCCUAUCAGUCCACCAAUAAUAUUAGAAAAUUCCAGUGAACAUUCCACUUAUAAAUCCCCCCCAAAAGAUGUUUAUUUGGAGAAUAAAGACCAUGCUGUCAUUGAGCAAAGAGCAGAUUUGCAAAAGACAGAUGCCACAUUAUUGCCCACAGAUGUUAGCACUCAAGGAACUGUUAAAUACACAAAUCAUAAUUUCACUGAAACUUCAUCAAAAAAAGACAGCUGUUUAGAGAAUCAAAACCAUGCAGUAGUUGAUGAGAAAAUAGAAGAAAGGCAGGGGAAAGAUGGUGGAUUAUUGCCUGCAGACAGUGACAUUUCCAGUGGAGAUUCUUUUCAAAAAGAUGUUUAUGUUGAAAAUGAUGAUCAACAUGUACAAAGGCAAAAAGAGGAUGCCAGUGUGUUGCCUGCAGAUAUCAAGACUGCAGAGAGGAAUUCUGGGAGUACAAGCAACCUUGUCACAGCAGAUGAUGUACCUAUUGCAGUGAUGGCUCAAUACCCAAAAAAUAGUAAAAGUUCAAACAACAAUAAUGUAGAGAGACUGAUGGACGAUAGAGAACUUUUAAGACAAAGCUAUAGUGAUGACAUUAACAUCAUUGCUAAUGGUGAUACAGAAUGUGAUGCCAUAAAUCCCACAUGUUCGUUGGAUUCUACAUCAGAAGUCACAGAUCCCAAUAGUUCUUGCAAUGAAGAAACAAGCUCACCAAGCUCUAAUGCACAACCAAAAACAAAACUAACUUGGCAUCAACCAUCAACAAACUACAAGUCCUGUGCAAAAUAUUAUGAGGGUGUUCCUUUGUACAUCAUGAACCCUGUGCCAGAGAAAAGACUUAGUUAUGGUAUGAAACUACCAGUUCAAGUUCUAAUACCUGAUGAAAUGGACAAAGAAUAUUCGUUUGGAAAGCCAAUUUCCGUUUUUGCAAAUUGUCAAGCUGAUACUAUUAAAGCAAAUUUAACUAAGAACAUCAGUAGUGUUUCAGAAAAGAGGAUAACUAGUGACAACCCCUCAAAAUUAGUGGAACAUUUGUUACAGAUUAAUGAAUCGGACAUAAAUGUGCUAAAUGAGGCUUAUUCUCAGCAUUCUGGUGAAAAUACCAUGCAAAAUAAUAUCCCCAUGCCGGUUUUUCUCUAUAAAUCUGGAAAAACCUCUGAUGUUUCCAUAUCAAGUGCAACUUCUCUUAGUUCUGCUUCUUCUACCAAAUUUAUUCCUGUUUAUUGUUCAUUGGAUUUAUGUAGGGAAACAACGCCUGAAACAUCGUGUGUUGUCACCUCCAUUACUAGACCCAUUGUAUCAGAAAGAGAGUCAGCACCUCCUGCCCUGCCUUUGAAUAAAAGGAAAGGAAACAAGGAAGUGGAAGAAAGGUCUAAAUCCCAAAUACCAGAAAAUAUGACCAAUAAAACCAUCAACCAAACUUCUUUUGGGGUAGAAAAAAGCAAUAAAAAUCCAGUUGAAUCUGUAUUGGUUAAUUUUGAAGAAGUAAAUGAAGCUAGUAGGACUGAAGUCUGUGAAACAUCCAAGGAAUUACAAGUUACUGCUCCCAAGCCCCCAAACACCGAUAAUGAGCACAUUCAUGAACCAGAAUUACAACUAAAUUUGCCUGCAUUUUCAGAGUUAAUGGAGACAGUAUCAGAAACCUUUGAGGCAGCACCACAAAAAAUACAAAAUGUUUCAAAUAUAUCUGUAAAUGAGAAAGAAAAUGCAAUAAUUGAUCUAAUCACAAAUAACACUAUACCUCAUGUAACCGACUCCGGUAACUUAGAAGACAAUGGCCAAGGUACUGAUAUCCAGCAAACAAAUGAAAUCCAAGAGAUAAUCGAAUUCCAGACCCCUGACAUCCAACAGACAACUGAAACCCAACAAACAGCUCAUGCAGACAUAGAUACAAAUGUUCCUCUGAUCAAUUGUGCUGAUCAAGAAAUAAGUUUUAAACCCAACACUCCAGGAACUCCUGUCCAAGAUGAAAGUGAUUUCCAAGCAGCAAAAACAAAUGAUAACCCAGAAGAAAAUAUCAGUUCUGUUCCAGAAGAAGUUAUUUCUCAGAUUGUGGAAAAAGAGAUGCCAGUACCGCUUAUUUCUGGUGAUGAAAGUGAAAGAGUAGUCGAGUCGAUCUCGGUCAUUGAUAACCAAUUGGAGAUGCCACCAACACCUAUUUCAGUCACUGAUAACCAAUUGGAUCAAGUGCCGGUUCUGUCUGAAAAUGAAAUUGUUGUUGAUUGUCAAGAACUUUCAAAUACUGUUGAAAUUUGGGAUAGUGUAAGCUGUGAUUUAGAUUCUAGUAGCUCCAAGGAAGAACUCAGUCCAGAACAACCAAAUUCACCUCAUAUUGAUGUGUCAAUACCUCUAGAAAACUUGACCAGCUCUUCCAAGUUUUUGGUAGGGGCAAUAUCUAAACAAAACAGAUCUACUACCGAGAACUGUAAAUUAUCGGAUGGGUUAAGUCCUCCACAUUUAAUACAAUUCAAUUCAGUAAAAACUGGGAAUGCCUCCAUGGAAUCAGACAGUAUUAAUCAUGUAUUUACCCAACCAGAUACCGAACCAAUAUUUGAAGCUGUAGAGAAAACCAAGACUAGUUGUAGCACUGGAAAUCAAGAUUUGUCUGAAGAAGAUGUUCAAAGUGAUGAAACUCUUAUAUAUUCCUGUGACGAAGUAGAAGAUACACAACUGGAUGAUAGAAAAAAGAAACGGAUAACAAAGAAGAAAAUGAAGAUGUCUAAAGUGGUAAGAAAACUCAGACAAGAAUUGGGAGACAAUAAAUCAUUUGUUACUUCAGAUAACCAAAGUAGUCUCAAAAUAAGAAUUAGAAAGCGGAGACGAUGUGAGGUGUUAAAUUCGGUUGAUGAUAAACUAUUGACAACAUCUGAUUCAGAACAUGAACCAGAGAAAAUCACUCCAGUUAAUAUAGAAGUGAAGGAAAAACCAAAGGCAAAGGAAAGGGUGUUACGGAAAAGAGGUAACCGAUCCAUAUCUGCAAGUUCAUUCUUAACUGCAAUUAAGCCAAAUGAGGUGACGCCAGACUACCAACAUUCAGUUAGCUGUCCAAAUCAUGAGACUGAUGUCAAGAAGAGAAAACACUCCAGAUCAAAGCACAAGAGGUGUCCAAAGAACCAAAACAAAGUUGAAGAUAUACGAAUAGAUAGUGAUCUUGAUGACCUUCCUAUUAUUCACCCACCAAAACGUCGACGCUUACAGAAAUUGUCUGUUAAUGGUCAGAUGAUGCAAGAAACUAUAAUCAGUUCAAAACUGGAUUCCGAUAGGAUACGCUUGGAGCUGCCUCUUCACAAUUGGCUGGAGAAUAAAUACCGCUCAAAAGCAGAAUUGCGGUGUGGCGAUGUGGAAAAAAGUAAGAAGAGUGAUAAUGAAGAAGAUAAGACUUACAAAAAUAAUGAAACACAAGCAUUGUCACCUAGCAAUCAGCAAGAUUCCCAGAAGCAGAAGGAUGUUGAAGACCACCCUGAAAGUACUCAAACCCCUGGAAUGGAACCUAUUGAUGCAGUUUAUGAAACAAACAAGAUCCAGGAUGAAGAAUGUGACUCCAUGAAUCUACAAAUUGAUGAAGACAAUGAUACAGAAAGUGCUUUUACUGAGGCAGAAGAAUCAAAGAACAAAGAGUCUGAGACAAAUGAUGUGAAAGGACCACCUACGCCUCCACCACAGAAUCUGACAGAAGUGCCUCAGCCUAAGAAACUUAUGGAAUUAGCAGCUUCUGUUGUCGCAUGUUUAAAAAAUGCAGCUACAGUAACUGAUCAGAAACUGCAAGAAAGACCAACCAAUUCAGAAACUACUAAACCAGAGGAAGCAAAAGAAGCCAGAGCACCUUUGAAUCUAUCUGUUAAGAAGAACCCCUCAGAUUGUUUGGACACAUCAACUCGACAAAAACCAAAACCUAAGGUGCAGUUGGUACUGCCUCAAAAGAUAACCACAACCAGUAAUCACUCUAAAGGAGCAUCUCCAAAUCUUUUAGAAACAACAAAGAUUGCAGUCAACUCAGUUAUAGUUAGUGAUGCCAAUGAACUACCCAAUGCUGUAGAAAAUCCACAAAAGAUAGAAGAGAAUGCUAAAAUAAAGUCACAUGCUCUUGACCUAUGCACAACACAGACAAUGGUGGUCGUAGAAGCACAGUCAAAAGAUAGCACGAUUACUACCCAAACAGAAACCACAAGUCAUGAAGUGGACAUUCAGCAGACAUCCACUGCAGUUAGUUCUGAACACUUAGAUAGUGAACGUUUUCCAGCAGCCGACAGAUCUUCAGUACCUAACACAUCAGAGUUAAAUACUAGUGAUUUGGAUGAAGCUUUCCAUCAACAAAUCAUACAGUUGCGUGAAUUAGAGAGGCUUGCUAAGAAGAAGGAACUUGAACAUGCACAACUCUUAGCCAGGAGCAGAAAAACUAUUGAAAACAUAAUGAAGAUGAAACUGGCAAAGAAAAGAGCAGAAGCUAUGAAAAUUUCUACAGAUGAGCUACCUGAAAAGAGUGUCUUACCUUCAUUGACAUCUGCAACAUCAACUAAUGCCUCAAUAACAGAAUUAAAAUUUGAAGAUACCGGCGAUGUCUUUACAAAAUUAUCUUCUAGUCCCACACCACCAGGUGUAAUAGAAACUUCUUUGUCUUCAAGCACUCAAAGUACUUCAGCAAGUAUACCCGCAACAGUGAAUGCUUUGGACCUUUCUAAAUCAGCACCCCAAAAUAGGAAGGGCAUUGUGGCACAGAUAAGCCAAGCACUUCUCAAAUUUCCCAAGAAAGAUGCUCCAUUGGCACAAGCAAAUCUUCAACCAGCUCAUCAGAAUAAGAAAAGUUCAGUGCCCAAUCUUGAAGCUUUUUCUUUGCCAAAAGAUGCUAGUGCACUAUGUCCAUUCAGACCAAGAACAAGCGCCAUAACUGAAUCACCAGCUGGCCCUGCUAAAACAAAUGUAGAAUUGCCCCAGGAGGCUCAUAGUCAACCCCCUUUUCAACCUGCAGGUAGCUUGAUUGUACCUGCCCUAGAUGAAGCCAAUAAACAGAAACAAAAAGAUUCAAAUUCAAAUGUAUACAAUUAUUCAGGAAUAAAUCGACAAAACCACCCAGUUAUCAGUGCCUUAAUGUAUAGAACAAGUUCACAAAUAAUAAGCACACAAGGGCCUGUAAAACCUGUUGAAAUGCCUGUUUCAACGGAUCGUAAAAGAAAGGGCAGCAAGGCACAAGACAUCAUUGACCUCACAAUUGAAUCAGUUGAAAGGGAUAGAUUAGUGCAUAUGAAGAAUUUUAAUCUGUCUAACACAAAAAGGGAAGACCGAGAACUAACAGCCUGUCGAGAAUUGACACCAUUGCCACCCAAGCGUCAAAAAACAGACAAGAUACUAGACCCUUUUGAUGAUACUGUUAGUGCUAGACAGAAAGAAGAUGCUCAAAGGAAGUUAGUACCUUACUCUAGCCAUGGUUUUCAGAAUACUGUUAGACCAGGAUUGUCUGUAGCAUCCAAUAUGCCUAAUCCAGGAUUCCACCAACAGAGACGAUUCCCUGCUCAAACUCAAAAUCAUCAUGAAAUGGCUAAAUACCAACAGUCUACAGCACCACAAGUUGUAGCUCCAGUACCACUUCAUAAAACUCCUCAAGUACCUGUGAGUCAGAGAAGCUCUCCUUUGCAACCAUAUCCUGUACGGUCCUUGCCAGUCACAUCCAUGCAACAAGUUCCUGUUCAGUAUCAACAACAUGCUCCUCCAAUGUAUCCAUUGUUUCAAGUGGUACAAAAUCAAGACCCUGUUGCUCAGCAACAACUUGAACCUGGUCAAAUAGUCAGAGACAAGAAUCAUCAAGCCUGGACAGCUCACCCUCCCUUGAUACAUCACUAUCCUCAACAAGUGCCCUCACAUCCAAUGGCUCCUCGCCAAAUCCUCCCUAAUCAAGCUAUGGCAAAUCAAGCAAUGAAUAUAGGAAAGAGAAGGAUAACACCAAAAGAGAUUCCAAGAUUAAUAUCUGACCAACAAUCAGUAAUGGGACCCCAUAAUCCACAGCAGAAGCAGGCUCAACAACAUAACCUCCGAGUUGUACCCAUCUCAGAACAAAAUAAUCUUGCUUAUCAAACAACACAGAUGUAUCAAAAUUCUCAGUAUAGACCUCCUUUCAGUCAAACAGCGACUCCAAUGAUGCCUGAAAUGAUGCCAGUUUAUCGGAAUCAAAGACUACUCCAUAAUCAGAGGCUGGCACCUCCUGGUGCUUGUAUUGUUUGUGGUAAACAAUCAUCGUUUGUAUGCUCUGGGUGUAGGAAGGUGUGGUACUGUAGUGGUCUUUGUCAGAACGAGAAUUGGCAACUUCAUUCUAGACAGUGUAAACCGUCAUGAAAAUAACUAGAGAGUUCAGAUGGUUCAAUUUUCUAUCAAUCAGUAUUAGUAGGUUAAUAUACCUGGGAAACCUGUUUGUUGACUUGAAUUCCCAUGGAAUCCGGUCACUGAUUUAAGAAUUCUGGAAGAAGUGAUAUGUGCUGUUUCCUGGUAUGGAAGUAGUCAUCUCAGUUGCUAUGAAUCCUUUAGGACUUUGUUUAUUUGAACAAGACACAUUUUCUAUUGAUGAAGGAGAAAAUAGUGUGGAUAGCUAAAUAUGUUUACUUGAGUUUUGGGAUGGUUUCUCCCAGCCUUUAUGCAUCAAGAUGCCUUACUGUUGCAGUUUUGAAAUGGCUCUUGUAUAGUAGGAUACCUUGGGUGAAGAGCAAUGUAUACAGUCGUUGGCCAAUGAACAAGGUGAAUGGAUGCAGGAGGUGCUUUUCUUAUUUUUGGAGUCGGGCAUUUUGAAUGUUCUGUAGACAUAUUUCUUAUAGUGUAAAACAUUUGAAUGACCUUAAAAAUUGAUAAUACUUGGAUUAAAUAGAUCUAUAGCGUAUUUAUAGAUCUUUGGUGGAUUAUAUUAUAUGAACAGCUGUUCAUGUGCGUGUGUUUUUUUGAAAUAAAAUACAGAGACAAUAUGGACCAUGACUUGAAAUAACCAAAUUAUAAUUAUGAUUGACCUUUAAUAUUAAAAAGGAUUACAGAAUGUUUCUGCCUUUCUUACAAACAUAUGUAAAAUGGAUAUCAUGGGGAAACUGCAAUAGUUGUGUACCUUGAUAGUACACUUAGUGGUGGGGAUUAGUACAAAAUGACAGUGAAUUUGCAAGUCUAGUCCCUCCAGGAACAGUUGCCUUGUGUGCUAAACAUUUUGUAAAAAUUAUGUACUUUUAAGUUGCAAACUCCAACAAUUUAAACGAAAUAUGCAUAAUUUUAGAAAAUGGGAUUGAGUUAUUGAGCAAGGACAAUUAUUUGGAAUGGUGAAAAAAGAAAACAAAUUGAAAUUGUUGUGUAAAGGACAUUAAUUUUUUAGUUAAUUUUUAAUUGUGUACAUAGAGAUAUGGGAUACAUUUAUAUUCAUUGACUCAUGAACAAUGCUCAAGGAUAUUUCUAAAGAUUUAAAUAUGGAACCAUUUCAGAUAACUGUUGAAUAUCAUCAUUUAUCAAAUUAAAAUAUCAUCGAAUGUGCUAUAUUAAGGUUAUUCCUUUCAUAUCUGCUGAAGUACCAUGUCCCUUACUUACAAAUGCCUUAUAAUCUUACAGAUAAAUUGUAAUAUUUUUUAGUUAAAAUUAUAAAAUUAAAAGUGCCUUGUAUAUAUGUGCUAAAAGAAUAUUUACUUCAUUUUUUAAAUUCUAAAUUAAUUGUAAACUUUUUAUUUUACAUAAGAUGAUUUGGUGGAUUUUAGAAAACUCUAAAAUGUAUAAACUUGUUAUAAAUUUUAGCGUAUGGAUUAGACACCCGCAGAUGAAAUGGCAACCAUACAUCUCGUUGGGGACAUCACCUGAAUCGUUGCUUAAAAUAUACAUGUAACUAAUUGUUAAAUAUUGUUAUCGUGUUUUUUAUAAGGUGAUUAAUGUUAGCAUAAAGUAGAAAUUCCAUGUAUUUAAAGAGGUGAUGGUGUUCCUGUUGUUAUAGUGUAAAUUUUUUAUGUUUUGUUAUUUUUUUUUUGUUGUUAAAAGUUUAUCGUAAUUAUUGUUAUAGUAUUUUUGUUUAUAUAUUUUAGUACACACCGUUGAUUAUUUUGUUCAGUUUUAUAAUUUAAAUUAUAUAUUGAAUAAUGGGAUAACGCCCAUGUAUCUUUCUGUCUGAAGUUAUGUGCAGGUGCUACGAUAAUGAAUCCCUUUUAUUUACUGAUAAAUUUUAAAUAAACAAAGUUCUAACUUCAGCUAUACUUUAGCUUUAAUGAUGGGGAAGGGGGUUAGGUGACCCACUGCAUUAAAUCAUAAGGUCUGUCAUUGAGUCAAGUGGCGUGGUUUUGAUUCCCCGCUUGUAUGUGACAAGGGUAAGGUUGCCUGUCCAACCUCUUGGGUUUUUUAGGGUCCCAAAAUGACAUAGUUUUAUUGAGUAGACGUUAAACCCCCUCCCUCUCUCUCUUUCUCUCUCUCUGAAAAUUUUUAAUUAUACAAAGUCACUACCAGUAAGCACAGUUCUUACUUCAGCUAAAGUCCUGCUUUACUGAAAUAUAAAAAUAAAUAUUGGUAUCAAGUUUUGAAGCAAAUUUAAAAUAUCUACUGAAUCGUAUUGCCAUGUAAACAACCAUUGAUCCACAGAAAUGUGAAUAAUCACUGAUUCCAUAAUUCUGACCCACAUAUUCUUUAGAAUAUUGUUGGUGGUAUUGCACAUAAUCUAGCCAAUGGAAAGAUCUAUUCAUUUUUUUAAAAUGGCAGCCCAUACACAAUGUACAUGUGUAUCCACGGCGACAUUUGUGUCAACAGAUGGGUGUCCACGUAUGUUGACUUAAAUGCAAGGACCUUCGAGGAUAUGUUCCGUUGAGAUUCGGAACUAUAAUGAGGCGACUUUCGGUUUAGUAAUUUACUGAUAUGCAAUGCAAGCACACCGCAUUUAUAAAUUUAUGAUUGUACACAUUAUUAAGUUUGAUAUUUUGUACUUGGAGAAUUGUUAACGUUUUUGUGUCGGUACAUUUUCAGCCCCCCAAAAUCACGUUUCGCCAAUAUGCAAUGCAAGCACAUCGCAUUUAUAAAUUUAUGAUUGUACACAUUAUUAAGUUUGAUAUUUUGUACUUGGAGAAUUGUUAACGUUUUUGUGUCGGUACAUUUUCAGCCCCCCAAAAUCACGUUUCGCCACUAGACAGGCAGUGAAAACGAUGGUGAGUUUUUGUUGCGUCUCAGUUAAUAUCCAAACUUAACUAAACAAAUUGUAUACUGCCAUAAAUUGAAUAUCUGGCAAGUAACGCUUCUCAUUAAUCAUUUGCCCAGCCUACAGGUCACUCAUUAUACGUGUUCCUGAUCUUUCUGCUACAUCCAAGUGACUGUCCUACAUAAUAAUAUGGUAUUAUUUUACCUGGACGUUUUAAGGGCAUCCUAUUUGCAGAGAAUAAAUUAAUUUUUGGGACGAAUGAUUAACCUAAUUGACCAAGAGGGAAGACCUCUGUCAUUUUAGGAUGUGGAGAAAUUCAAAAUCAGUAAGGUACGACUCUAGUCCCUUAACUGUAAAUGUCGAGAUAAAAACAUGAUUUAGAUGGAUCUAUACAAUAAAACAAAUCCUUUGAAACAUAAUUUAAACAUUUUUUUGUGGUUGAGGCUAUGGAAAUAAGUUUAUCAAAACUUUCAUGACACCAGGUUUAAUCAUAAUGAGUAUCACCAACACGUUGUACUGGUGUUCUGUCAGUGUCGAAACCUGUAGAGUGUUUAUUAUUAUAUGUAGAUUUUUAAAUGCCGAGAAGAUCAUUUCCAGAUUGGAAGGCGGUCAUCAAUGAGCUACGGAGCAAGUACAGAUGAAGCUAAAGGCCAGAACACACUUGAACGAUUAUAUUCAGGGUGAUUUUAUUGUCCGGUUUAAAAAAUACAUAAAAGGUUAAUACAAAAAGGUGUACUCUCAGGUAAAAAUAGAUCAAAACUGGACGUUACUAAUUUCAUCUUAGCUUCCAACCACUGAAUCUUUAAAUUUUGAUAUAUAUUAACUGAUUUGGUGUGUAUCACAAUGAAAAAGUACUGGGCGCAUUUGUUAUUUAUUUAUAUAUAAUAUAAUAUACCAAGGGUUUUUCAGCUACAACAAAUGUGACCAAAUCAAUCAACAAUAUAUAUCGAUAGCAAUCUAUUACUGAGCAUCUGGCAUGACUUAUUUACCCCGUUGAUUAGGGGAGAGGGGGUUACCAUUUCUUUUCAACAAGGUAUAUGUAUAUGUUAAAGAUAAUCAAAGUUUUUGUCUCUUAAUUUAAUGACUUGAAAAUAAAUUUGUAAUUUACGAAUUCUGUUUCUCUAUACUAGGAAAUGAUUAUUGGAAGAGUAUUUAUUAUGUGUGUAUUAUAUUCUGAAAUAAAUCUACUUUUCUGAAACAUUUACAGC
Patella vulgata (common limpet) is the source of this 11920-nucleotide messenger RNA. RefSeq lists its product as uncharacterized. The record is from RefSeq and is a predicted model, not a curated record. NCBI's taxonomy places the organism in Eukaryota, Metazoa, Mollusca, Gastropoda, Patellidae. The transcript has 6 exons. Bases 11 to 7918 code for a protein of 2635 amino acids.